AUUGAAGCCGAGGCGCUGGAUGAGGAGUCAGGACCAGAGUUGGGUUUGAACAUGGAGUCUGAUCGCAGAUUGCUCAAAGAGCCUCUCUGCUGCUUUAGAGGAAAAUGGGGAGAGUGCAUCAAUGAUUCAGGAAAGUAACUCUUUGGAAAAAUAUCUGUUGGAGACAUAUUUUCGUCUGGAUAGUGUGGAAAUAAUUAGUUUAAAUAAGUUCAGCGGUUUAUUUUAGCUGGAGACUACACUGCCUUAGAGAUGACUGGAGCCCUGCACACUGGAUUCAUGCUCUUCUCUUUUGUGGUGGUAUGUGAGAGUGAGCCAACACAUGCUGGGCCAGACAGAGUGGGGGAUUUACACGAACAAUCCAAACUGGUCCACCUAACUUCUCACUGGGCUUUCCAUCUGGUCAAUGAAUCACUGGACUUCUCCAGCGCAGACCGAUUCUGCAGGGGCCAGUUCAGCUCCCUUGUGACUGUUGAACAGUCAGAGGACAGAGAGGGAGUCUUGGAGCUGCUGCAGCAGACCGGACAUCGCUCGCCUGUCUGGGUUAGAGAUCCUGCCAAGGCAGCCUCCAAGCCUCUGGCCCUCUCCAAACAGUAUUUACAAUACCCAGCUCUAAACUUCCCAAGAGAUUCACGUGAGGGCUUUGCUCGUGUCAACAUGUCCUUUCCCACCCUGUCCUCCAUCAGUGUGUGUGUUCGAGUUCAGUGGAACCCAGAGUGGAAUGAGGUGUCCACCAUCUUCUCCUACGCUGCACCUGUGUUCACCAAUGAAUUCCAGCUAAGAGGCCAAGUGGACAUGCAGGGACGCAUCCUUCUGGCACUCAUCAUCCACGGGAAGCACCUGCCAUAUAAGGCAUCCUUUCCCAACGAUGGUGAUUGGCAUCACAUCUGUGUUGCAUGGCGCCUUAGCAACGGCCACUGGGCUAUCUAUGUAGAUGGGGACAAGAAGGACAUGGGCUCAGGCUCAGACACCUCCAGGAGCAUCUAUGGUGAUGGGAUACUCAUUCUGGGUCAGGAUCAAGAUUCGUUUGGAGGGAAUUUCACAGAGCCUUUUUUUGGAAAUAUCACUGACCUGAAUGUUUGGAAUAUGUCUCUGGAAAUAAGGCAUGUCCGUGCCCUAAACACCUGUUCCUCCAAAACCCAGGAACUGCUUUUUAGUUGGAAUCUUGACCUCUUAAGCAGACACCCAGUGGUGAACGAGGUGCAGGCCCUGCUGUUUUGCCCAGCAGUCCACCAGCAGAUGGAGCUGCAGGGCUGCAGGACACUGCAGGACGGCUCAGAUCAGCCCCCCCUCCUCAGCCUGACAGACUGCUCUGAUCCACUGCCAUUCAUCUGCAGGAGUAGCAGAGAGCGCUUCCUGAAGAUGAAGCAGAUAAGUGACUCUCAGACCUCGCAGCCUUCAGCCUUCAUGAACCAGUUGAUGAAGCUUUCCAACCAAAGCCAGCCAGUGCUGGGCCAGCGGCCAUCAGGGCUGGGCAGCGUGUCCCAGGUGUCCGCUCUGCUGGACAUCUCUGUGCAGGCCUUGCAGUACACUCAGCAGGAGGGACUGCAGCCAGCAGACAUGGUGUCCCUCAUCCAGUUGCUUUCUCUGGCUGCUGAUGUCCCCACACAGCCCCACCCCAAGGAGGCCAGCCACAACAAGACAUCCAUCCAGGAGCUCAGUCAGCACUUCAUCAGCGUGGCUGACAGCAUCAUCAGUGAAGACAACGCCCUCAAGUGGCAGGCCAUCAAAGAGGUGGUGAGCGGACCCAUGGAUGUAGUCAACGCUAUUGACCAGAUGGUGACCAGCCUGAGUGCCAGCUUAAUGGCAGAGACCGAUCACAUGAUCAUUCACAGACCCAACAUCAAGCUGGAGGUGCAGCAGCAGUGGCUGCAGGAAGGGUCCAGAGGAUCGAGCUUCUGUGGGCCUGAGACAGAGAAACUCACCAACCUGGACUGUAUUUCAGUUCCAAAUCAGAAAAUACAGGAUCUCCAUAACAACGGCUUCCAUAAGCUCACGUUGGUCAACACAUGGUACGGCUCUUUGCGGCCACUUUUCAAUCCUGAGGAGAACAUCACCAUGGUUCCUACUGUCACUGACGGCAGCCAGAGGUAUUUGGGCACCGUGCUGGGCUCUUCGGUCAUAUCCACCACAGUGCUUGGAGACGACCAGCCGGUCAGCACACCGGUUCGCUUCCAGCUCCAGCACAGAGUCCAGAAUCCCACUGGUACUGUGUAUGAUCCAGUGUGCGCCUUCUGGGAUUUUGAUCUCAAUCCGGAGGCCGGUGGGUGGUGGAAUACCAAAGGCUGUGACGUAGUGUCCAAACAAUAUGGAUACACUGUGUGCUACUGCAACCACACCACCAACUUUGCAUUGCUGUUGCAGGUUUAUGAAGCCAAGAGGAGCCCGGAGAAUGAAAAAGCUCUGCAGGUGCUGACGUUCAUUGGCUGUGGAGUGUCUCUGUGUGGCCUCCUCUUCACCUUCAUCCUCUUCAUCGCUGUGGGUGUCCCUAAAUCAGACCGUACCACCGUUCAUAAGAACCUGAUAGUUGCUCUGGCCAUCGCUGAGCUGCUGCUGAUGUGCAGUGACUGGGCAUCUGCAAAUGAGGCAGCGUGCUUCAUGGUCACAGCCCUGCUCCACCUCUUCUUCAUGGCCUCCUUCUCCUGGAUGCUGGUGGAGGGUCUGCUGCUCUGGAGCAAAGUCGUGUCGGUAAACAUCAGUGAAGACCGCAGGAUGAAGCUCUACUACAUCAUUGGCUGGGGACUACCUGUUCUCAUAGUUGGUGUAACACUGGCUGUAUCAGUGGAUGAGUACAAGGCAGAGGAUCACUGCUGGCUCAAUGUGAAGACUGACACCAUCUGGGCCUUCGUGGGACCGGUUAUAUUUGUCUUGGCGGUCAAUGCAGUUGUGCUGUGUCGGGUUGUCAUGGUGACCGUUUCCAGCGCUCGUCGUCGUGCUAAGAUGCUCAGUCCAAGCUCGGCAUCAAAGAUGCAGACCUUUGACCUCAGCUGGGCUGUGACCCGUCCCGUUCUCAUCCUGCUGCCGGUGCUGGGUCUGACCUGGCUGUGUGGAGUGCUGGUCCAUCUGUCAGUAGUUGUGGCCUAUGUCUUCAUCGCUCUCAAUGCCCUCCAGGGCCUGUACAUCUUCUUAGUGUAUGCUGUUUACAACACGGAGGUGAGGAAUGCCAUAAAGAGGAUCAAAGAGAAGAGGAAGGCCUUAUCUUUCACGAACUGUUCCCAGCCAACCAGCUUCUUACCUUCCCAGAGGGCCCCGAUCACUUCCUGGGGCCGCAGUCCCCCGACCCCCUCCAGCCCGGAGACUAGUGAGACGUCUGGACCACCCAGCUCCACCUCCACAUCAUUGGUCAUCAAGAACGAGAGCUUCAGGAAGGAAAGCUUUGUGAGUUUCUCUUUAAAACCAGCAUCAGGAAACCAAGUGGUCCAGCUUACAGGGUACAAGCCAUCAGGUUGUUGAACUGCAAAUGGACUGGAUCCUGAUACGAGCUGAAAGAAUGGACACAUACACAGAUCCCACAUGAAGACGUACACCGCCGCUACACACACACACACACAGCUGAGAAUGAGAGUGGAAUAAAAUAAGGAAGGAAGGAUGAAGAAGUGAACUCCACUUCUUCUCACACGGCUCUGUUUCCAGUUCAGAUCCAUGUUCCUUUAUUUUGAGUUUUGUCUCUGACUCUGUCUGCCAGGGAGUCCUCAGCUCUGGAGGAACUCCUUGAGUUCUUCAGAGCAGUGACUUAGGCUACCUUUACACGGAAACGAUCUGAAACAAAAACGCAAAAGUGGCGUUUCGUUUUCACUUUUAAAUCUGCAUUUAGACGAGCGUUUUAGGGUGAAAAUCUGCGUGCAUACGGAAACGCAAAAGUGUUUGACGUUUGGCCUUCUAAUGUGCUUCCCUCGGUUUUCUGGCGCUUUAUUAUGCUUGUCACGUCAUUUCUAUGUGACGAGAAACGAAGUUUUGCGUUUUUCAUCCUUUACACGGUGGCGCGACAGUAGAGCGUUUUCAAGAAUUCCACUCUGGAGGGUGGUUUCACUUUCUUGCGUUUUCAUCCCCCCAAAACGCCGUUUCCAUCUAAACGAUAUAGUGCAUCCGCAAAAAUGUUUUGCGUUUUUAAGCCGUUUUCGUUUCCGUGUAAAGCCACCCUAAAUGGAGAUUUUUUUUCUCAUUUAAGCAAUACACAUACACCAACAACAACAAUUCUGUCUAAAAAUGAUCAUAUUUCUCACCAGUUCUCUGAGUCUCAGCAUGUGAACUGUCUCUUUAAAAUUGCAAAUUCAUGAAAAAAUAUGAACAAACUUUGAUUUCUGAUAAUGAAAUCACCAAGAAAAAAAAAGCUUUGUGAAGAAUUUAUCUGACAAAAUAAAGGAAAAAAGUACGGAAGUUGUUGGGAUGGAUCUAACCUUGUAUAAUAAAGCCAUUUGGUUCUUUUACAAAAACUGUCUGAAUGUGGAGCAAUUUCUCAAAAUUAUAUUACUUUAUAAACUCAGAGAAUGUUGGAGUUUUGUUCUUUGAAAUCAGAUGAUUAGUGCGCCAGCCCUCAUGUGUGACCGAUGUUAACGCUGGGCUUGCUUCUCACUCUUCUGUCUUUGUGUUUUAUGUAAAUACAUCUACAGCUCAGCAGCAAAUCAAGCUGAGCACAAAGAACAAAGGCAUGUGGCUCCAAAUACUGAAAUAUAAUGUGUUUCAUGAGAUGUUGUCUUCACAGUUUCACAACAUUUUCAAUGGGAAUGACUACGUUUGGGGAACCUCCCUGUACACUGUCUCACUGUUGGGAGUCAGACUGUAGCAUGCAGCUGAACAGGCGUGGAGCUGUGUGACACACAUCCCACAGAUAUUCUGAGGGAACAGGGAGCACGUCUCUUACUUUAAACUCGAUUUCAAACAUUAGCUUUAGAUUUGUUCCUCCAUUGCUCUUAAUAGUUGCAAGCAAUAUCCAUUUUCACUUCCCCCUCUGUGACUUACAGCAGGAUGCAGUGUGAGUGAAAGGCUCAGGCUGUUACACCAUGCUGAAUGUGUGAGCGCACCUCAGAUGUGUAUGACUCUGCUGGGCUUGGACAGCCUUACGUGCCUGUUCAGAAGGUCCAAACAUGAUCUCACUUGUGAUGUUUUUAGUUGUAAAAACAAUUCCACACAGUUGAACACUGGUGAUGAUCGGACUGAAACACACAGUAUGGUGCCUCAGUCUGCUCAGUCUCAGUGUGUAUUCUGUCAGGUUAGCUGUCAUGGUGCCGUCAAGUUUGGUAAUCAUGUUUCUGACCAGGUUCUAUUCCCCUCUGAAUAACACACGACAAACAUAUAAAAGCCUUUCCUCUGACGAGCUAGAAGUCAUCUUGGAGAUCCACUCUCUGCAUAAUGUUACCAGCAUGGUUUUCAACAGCUGUUCAGAAGGCAGACUUUCCCAUCUGUAAGAAGAUUACAUUGUUAAUGGAGUCUGCAGUUACUUCUUUAAAAUAAAUGUCAAUAUUUAGCAGAUAGCCAAUCAAAUGUUCAGAGCUGCAAAACGGAACUGGCCCGACUUGGCAUCAUCUUCAUCCACUUUCACCACCGAAGGCUGUGGGCAUGCUGUAGUUCUCCCACACUCGGGACGCUUGACAUCUAUCCUGAUGUAGAGGUCUCGGUAGCCAGUUGCAAACCAUGAGAAAAAUAAAAAUACAAAAUCAGCCACUGACCUUAAACUGACGACUCAUGAUAAAAAAGAGAACUGACUAAGGAAUUUCAUGCCAUGCGUUACAUAGAUUUAUUUUCAUUUUCAAUUUCCUCAGAACCACCACCCACUGUUUGGUGUUGCUAGCAGUUUAACCUCUUGUUGUCAGCCAGUGUUCUUCAACAUAAUCCACAGGCUCUACAUUUAGACAAUUCUGUAGUCCACAUACAGAAAAACAUAUGAAGGCCUGGGCGACUCAAUAGAGGUGAGGUAUGUUGCCUUAUAGGUUAAGUUAUAAGUUAGCAAAAUCAAACGAAUGUAGGUAAAAGUAGCGUACAUCACAGCCUUUCCUCGGGUUUCAUUUGUUCUGUUGGCAGCUCCUUCCUUAAACAGAAGCCCCAGAUUUAUUAUAAUAAGGGGAAAUAUGAAGGGUAUAUUUUAAGCUUGUCAUUGCGAAUAAAUUAUUGGGCUUUUUUUAUUAUCAACUUCGAUUUAUUAGAAGAUGUUUUCAACUUUGAAUUAUGGAAUUUAUUUGAAAUUGGGCUUAUUAACAGAUGACUAUUGUUAUAUUUUUCACAUGUAUAUUUAUGAAGUACAAUAUAAGUAUAUAAGCCAAGUCAUAUUCCAUUGUACUUUUAGAAUCUGCUGAGGGCCGAUUCAAAAUGGACAACGGGCCACAUUUGGCCCCUGAGCCGUAGUUUGUGCACCCCUGCCGUAGAUGGACAAUGGAGGAACAAAUCCAUGUUUGUAUGUUUAUAGUUUAUAUAUAGCUAUACUUUAGUGGGCAAAUGACAGAUUCCACAGUGAGACUGAUGUGUCUCUGAGCAGACAUUAAAUGAGGACAGUAAUGAAGUGUUUCUGAGACUGAUGUUGGGUGUUUAAAUGAAAGUGAUGUGAAUAAUGGCUCUCUGAUGUUAGACGAGGCUCAAUAACAGCCACACUAUGACAGCUAUAACCAAUGUUGUAUAUAUGAGCUGUGUAUCAUGUGUGCACAGCUGAUGAAUGUUGUGAAAUUAUAGUCGACACACACGUGGAGCUUACUUCACUAGAAUUUAUUGGUUUAAUGCUAUUACAAUAAAAUAUAUUUAAAGGAAAAGAAGUUUUGGUCACUUUCUCUUUUGGGAGAAAAAACACAGUUAAAGACGGGACUGACAACUCACAGGGAAAUAAAAAGUGAACAAGAGCCAAAACAAAGGCAAUAUCAAGAGAAUCACUUCCACAUGGCAGCGAUUUGACCUCAACAUAAAGCGUAGAACUCUUUUGUUUGAAAUGUAUCUUCAUCUUGCAGUAGAUAUUCACUUCACAACAUAAAUAUACUGUACAUAGUGAUAACACAGCGCUAUCUCAACUGGAAAACCAAGGUGUGUGUAUGCUUUCAGGCAGACAUUCAGUUAAGGCAGGCGGAGUGAUUGUCUACGAUACCUGGAGAUGGACCAACGAGGAAUGGCUUUAAAUGUCGAACUGCACAACAUCACAAACAUUUCUGAGACCGAGUGUUUGUUCUUCAUUCGGUCUCGGUGGCAGUGAAUAUCAGGUAUCAUCGCUGAGAGUCAUGUGCUUUAAAAAGAGUGCUUUCAAUCUGGGACUUCAGUUAGGGACAAUAUACACAAUUUUUUUUACCAUAGUACAAGGAAUCACUCGAGUGCUGAUUCUGUGUGUGGGGCUCAUAGGGCCUGCAGUAUUACCUGUCUCAUAUUUCAAAUGUAUACAAUAUGCAGGACUCAGAUAUCAGGGGAGAGUUUUAGUGACCCAAACUGGAAGAACUCAAACGUUGACUUUAAUUAAAUUAUUAAGGCAACACAUUUUACAUAACUGUAUUAGGUUAGUUGAAAGCAUUAAUAUUAAGUUGAACCUAAUAUUUGUAUUUAACUUAAUAUUAUUGCUUUAUAACUGACCUGAUACAGUUAAGUGAAAUGUGUUGACAUAAUACAUUUAAUUAAAGUCAACAUUUCAGUUUUAUCAGUGCAUGAUGGUUAGAAUGAUAAGACAGUUUUUGCAUUAAAGACCAACAUAUUUAUUUAUUUAAUUAUGUACAGGAAAUACGUUGGUCAAAUAAUAUAACAAAUAUUAAAUGUAUUGUAUGAAUUGUUAUGUAAAUGCUGUGUCAUGGUUCUACUGCACUGAAAAAACUGAAACUGUGUCUUAAUUAAAUGUAUUAUGUCAACAAAUUACACACAAUUGUAUUAGGUUAGUUGAAAGCUAAAAUAUUAAGUUCAAAUACAAAAUAAAAGGUUCAACUUAAAAAUGUUGCUUUCAACUAACGUAAUACAGUUAUUUGGAACCUGUCAACGUAAUAUAUUUUAUUAAAGUCAACGUUUCAGUUUCUCAGUGUACUCUGAAUCAGUAGGAAAGUGAUUCAUCACUGACGUCGCUUCGGAUUGAGAAACUAUGGAGUGAUCAGAGCUCUAUGGGCAGGUUUGAGAACUGAGAUACAUCCUGUUAGCUACUACAUCUAGGAAAGAAGUGUCUGAAAAUAUCUUCAGAAUUGCUGCCCGAUGUGGAUGACACUGAGGGAGGUUAUAUAAGUUGAGUUACAGAAAUGUAAAUCAACACAGGUCUUCAUAAAUGUGCUCAAGCUUCAGUGAUGACCUAACGUUCUGUUCAAGCACUAGGAAUUUGUAACAAAUAAAUGAAAAAAAAUGACGGUAACUGAAUUGUGUCAUUUAUUGACAUUGUUAGAUUUUUAAAUAAUGUAUUUUCAAACAAUCUUUAGUUUUACAAAAUGUGCCUGAGGCAACUAAGAACAGAUACAUGUAUUAAUGGCUCUGCUCAAUGCAUGUUGUUAAGUUUGGGAAAACAUUCUGGGUCUUUAUGGGAUGUUUGCUUUUAUAAUAUUGAACAUUAACCUAUCAUAAUCAACCCCCCCCCCAAUGGUUCCUGUCCAACGUUGAACACAUUGGAGACUAAGGUGUAAAAAAUGGCCAUUCAGUUUCACACCUACAGUACUACGUGCUGACAAGUGAAACAAAUGUGAGUGUGAACAUGCCACCUGCAUUUUUUGAAGACUCGUUGUUUCUCGAGGCAUUAAACUGUAAUAAAAUCAAGUUUUAUAAGGAAACGUGAAACCAAAUGUUGCCAGAUGCGUAUUUUCUCUGGCUGUGUCUGCUCCUCUGUAAAACUGAAGGGCGCACGCUGACAGAUGCUCCCUUUGUUCGGCACAUCUUCGCACAAAGAAAGAGACUCCACUGUCAUUCACAUGCAUGAUUGGCCACCUCCUUCUACUCCUCUCUGCUCUCCUUCGUCUGAAAACAUCGCUGUGUACAGUUUUGCCUCUUUCUGGUUUGCUUUUUACCCCCCUAUCCUUCCUUUGCCUGUGUCCCUCUUCCUCACCUGUACUUUUGUCAUGUUAUCUUUCCUGGUAAGUGUUUGAUGAAUAACUGAAUAAAAACGAGUUUUUCUUAAAUGGUCUGACUUUUAUAUCUCAAUAUAUUAAAAAUUUAAAUAGAUUAAAACAAAGCUUUAUUAAACCCCAAAGAGCGCUUAUAUUUUUGAACAAUUGUGGUGAAAAAAAGAGCAGAGAUAUGAUCAGUAAUCUGAGAGCACCACAGUGUUCUGUGUUACCC
Molecule: messenger RNA, 9201 nt
Organism: Eleginops maclovinus (Patagonian blennie)
Lineage: Eukaryota; Metazoa; Chordata; Actinopteri; Perciformes; Eleginopidae
Gene: adgrd2
Product: adhesion G protein-coupled receptor D2
Exons: 25
Coding region: 250-3450 (1066 amino acids)
Biological process (GO): adenylate cyclase-activating G protein-coupled receptor signaling pathway; cell surface receptor signaling pathway
Cellular component (GO): plasma membrane
Molecular function (GO): G protein-coupled receptor activity
Source: RefSeq, a predicted model, not a curated record